AACCCAGCAUCUCAUUCCUUAAAUCAGCAUCUUAUUCCUUGACCGCCUUAAGCCAGCUUGUUAUUCCCGCAGAUACAAAUUGAACUCCUUCUGGGUCACAAUCAGCACUUUUGUCUUAUUGAGGUUGUUGCUAGCUGCUAAUGCUAACUGCUCAGCCCGCGCUUAUCCAGUCAGUGAAUUGGAAGCUAACACACUAGCAACAUUUAGAAGCUAACACACUAGCAACAUUUAGGAGCUAACACACUAGCAACAUUUAGGAGCUAACACACUAGCAACAUUUAGGAGCUAACACACUAGCAACAUUUAGGAGCUAACACACUAGCAACAUUUAGGAGCUAACACACUAGCAACAAUAGCCUUGGAGUAAACAGGUCAAUGGUCGUGGAGGGCCCCAUACAGCUUGUGUGCCUCACAGCCAGCAGCGGGGUCCCCCUUUUUACCAGGGGGGCCUCCAGGCAGCUCCCCUUCUCCAUCAUUGGCUCCCUGAAUGGGGUGCACAUGUUUGGGAGUGGCCACGGCGUGCUGUUGUCCAGCUGUGAGACGGAAGGAGGUGAAAAAGUGGUGUGGCGAGUCUUCCAGGACAGCGUGAUGCUCAUCGCCACCAGCGCAGGCCACCAAGCGGGCAGCAGUAAAGGGGAGCCGGUGCACCUCCAGCGCCUCCUGGAGAACGUGUGGAGCUGCAUGGUGAUGGUGCUGGGCCAGGACGAGUUGGCCAACGUGAGGAACGUAGAGCGACUCAAGAAGGACCUGCGCGCCUGCUUCGGCCUCAUCGAUGAGCUGCUGGAGGACCGGCGGGACGGCGUCCUGGGCCUGCUGACGCACUGCACCGACUGCCUGCUGCCGCCGCAGCCGCCACUCCUUCAGGAGGCCGUGCAGGGCUUCGCCGCGGCCGCGGACAGCGAGUUCGGCUGCCUCCUCGUUCACGGGCGGGUCGCAGCCGCCACGGAAAUGUGGUGGCGCCUGGCCCCGCAGGAGAUAGUGCUUCUCUCCGCGUUGAUGCGCUCGCUCUCGGACUCUGCGUCCGCCUCCUGUGACUACCCCGUGUUUCUCCCUCAAGGCAGCCCCACCGUGGCGCACCGCCUGCUCCGCUUCCAGCUGCUGCCCGGUGCUGACGUGUGCGUGCUGUGCGGGCCCACGCCCUCCCUACACCACACUGAGAGCGGCCUGGUGGGUCGCUUUUGGUCGCCCCUGGUGGACAUCUUGAGAAAUUGCCUUGCCGUCGGGGAGCGCUGCCUCCCGGCGUCCGUAUCUCUACAGCCGGAUGUCUUAGCCUUUCUCCUCAUCAACCGCGAGAACCACCGCUCGGUCUCCAGCGUGCUGCACCCGUUAUGUCCUCACCUGCAAGAUGAUCCCGCUUUAACCUCUAAAACACGCUGCUGGGAACUCCUGAAGCUCUUCUACAUCCUUUGCAUGACGCGCUACUUCAAGCAGGGGGAAGCAAGUCCUCCAAAAGAGGAGACGGAGGAGGGAGCCCCCACAGAGGACUUAGUACAUGGACUCUCCCACCAGCCACUGCAGUGCUAUUUGGUCACAGACGAGUGUAAAAGCUUUGGACUUCAGACGCCACAACAUCAGCUUUUCCUGCUCUUUCCUCUGGCGGUGCCGACAUUUGCCCUGCACACUGUCGCCGCACACACACUCGCUUCCAUAACGACAUCUACUUUCUUCUAAUGAGGGCUUUUACCAAGACCAAGGCCAAAAAGUGCCUUUUUUUUAACACUUCUCUUUUGUUACAGAUAAUCCAGGUCUGGGCGAUAUAUCAAUGAGUUCAAGUUUUCUGUUGCGGACAAUUUAAAAAAUUAAAAAAUCAAUGUUUUUCCCCUCUUCCUCCGGUAUACUUUUUGCCCCCAUGAGCUUCCGUAGUCCUCUUAUUUACUUGGCUAAAAGGCAGCGUUCUUUGGUGGCAUCAUUGACACAAGGUGCCAUGUAUGAUGCUACUAGAAAACAAAAGGAUGCACAGAAAGAUCACUAAAGAAGUUGUUCUGCACAUCCAAACCAAUGAUUCCACAUUCAAUCAUCAAUAUAGUGAUAUAUAUUACAUGUGCAAUACAUUGUCUUUGACAUCACUAACAAGUCAUCCUAAUGUUUUACUUCAUCUUUUAUUUGCAUAUGAUGUUCAAUACUACAUUUUUAUUCACAUAAUUAUUUUAUUCAAGACGAAAGUUUUACAUUUGCACUGUACUGAUUUGAUUUCUGUUACUAUUUAUUGGAGUUUAUUUGCAUCCAAUGUGCAACAUAUUUUUGUGAAUAGAAGUAUUUUAAUCAACACAGAUGCUGGAAGUUGUGACUAUUAAUCUCAAUGUUGGAAAUGAUCCCUUUGCAUGCAAUGUACAAUUGUACAUUUUUGUUUACAGAAGUGUUUUAUUCUAGACAGAAGUAUUGCCUCCUGUUUAGUUAAUGGAAAAUAUUUGCAUGAAAAGUACAAUUUAUAUCUAGUAUAGAAAAAGCAACAUUAUACAAAUUUGGAUUUUGUUAAGAGUAAGUUACGGUGUAUUCAU
Molecule: messenger RNA, 2498 nt
Organism: Nerophis lumbriciformis (worm pipefish)
Lineage: Eukaryota; Metazoa; Chordata; Actinopteri; Syngnathiformes; Syngnathidae
Gene: fuz
Product: fuzzy planar cell polarity protein
Biological process (GO): non-motile cilium assembly; vesicle-mediated transport
Source: RefSeq, a predicted model, not a curated record